Molecule: messenger RNA, 1626 nt
Organism: Babjeviella inositovora NRRL Y-12698
Lineage: Eukaryota; Fungi; Ascomycota; Pichiomycetes; Serinales
Exons: 1
Coding region: 1-1626 (541 amino acids)
Cellular component (GO): cytoplasm
Molecular function (GO): protein kinase binding
Source: RefSeq, a predicted model, not a curated record
AUGAUUCCAUAUCAGAUAGGCGAUCGCAUAUCCAUUGCUGAAACACCUAAGGCUAGCGGAUAUGCUGCGCUGCUACUGCACACCGCCACCGUGCGAUUCGUGGGGGAAAUUCCUGACUGGCCGAAUGUCACAGCCUACGGGAUCGAGUGGGAUGAUCCGCUUCGUGGAAAAAACGAUGGGAGUAUCAAUGGCAUUUACUACUUCUCUGCCGCUAAUCCGACUUCAGGUUCGUUUAUCAAAAGCAGCAACAAGAAAAUUCUCACGCGAACGAACUUCCAGGAGGCGUUAGAUCGCACGUACCGCGCGCCGGGCCAAGUCGGCGAAGAUGCAGAGAUCAGGUUCGGCACCAAGGUGGUGGAAAAGUUGGGAUUUGGGAAAUUAUCACUGAUCCAGGCCCAUCACGAGAAUCUCACUACAGUUUCGCUCAAUGGCAUGCAGAUUCACUCCAUCGGAGAUCUAUCCCAGAUUGUACCCAACGCCGAAACCUUGGAUUUGAGCUACAACUUAUUUACCGAUUUGGGGGGUGUGUUGGGUUCUGUCGCGGGACUCAAGAACCUCCGAACACUCAAUCUCAACGGAAAUGUAUUUGGAGGUAAAGGCUCCAUUGAGAUGGUGCCUCCCCUGUCAUCCCUAAGUAUCCCCUCUGCGAAGAAAUCUCUGGUGGCUGUUUUGGAAAAUCUAUUCCUUGCUGCUACAAGAGUUUCGGUUAACCAUAUCAACUACACUAUCCGAACUCAUAAAUCUCUAAAACACCUUGUGUUAUCAUCAAACGGAAUUUCCGACGAGCAAUUCAGGUCCAUUGACUUCCGAGGGUCAAGCCUUGAGAGCCUCUCCCUCUCGUUCAACGAGCUAGUUCAUGUUGACUUCACACACCUCAACCCACAGCUAGCGAGCAUCGAUCUAUCCGGUAACAACAUCUCCCAGAUCACCCAACUUAAAGUCCCGGAUGGAUGUCCUUUAGACUCCUUGGAUCUCCGGGGAAAUCAGAUUAGCAGCUGGGCCGAAGUGGAUCAGCUUCCAUUAAAGUUUCCCCGGUUGCACUCCCUCAGACUAAACGACAACCCUCUCUGCGAUUUGGCCGAAACCUACCACCUCCACCUCCUAGGCAGACUUGGGUUCUUCGAUGCGAACCAGUUGGCGGUGGACGGGACACGUGUAUCGUCAGACGAAAUGGAAAAUGCUGAGUUUUGGUUUGUCUCGCAACUAAAACAGAACAAGAUUCCCGAUUUUGAUAUGACCGGUGGACGAUUCCACGAAUUGUGUGCCAAGUAUUCGCUUGAUUCAAGCCAGUUAGGAACCCAGCCUGACACUGUAGAGCAGCCCCAUAUGAAUAAGAGCCUCAUAAACUUCCUGAUCCGCCUCCCAAGCAUCGCCGGUGCUAGCGAAAGGAUCCUCAAAAAGAAGAUGUUUCAGAGUCAGAACGUUCUACGGUUGAAAGGCUACAUCAGCGCCGAAACUGGCCUAUCGGUGUUUGGGUUCAAACUUUUCUACAGUCUUCAACUCAAAAAUACCAGAAACAACACCAGCUCCGUCAAGCGCAUGGAGCUUGACGAGUGGUUCAAAGCCUUGGGAAGCUGGGGGCUUGACAAGCAUCCAAGUGUGUGUGUUGAGAUUUGUCAGGAGUGA